Messenger RNA from Colletotrichum phormii, 620 nucleotides. RefSeq lists its product as uncharacterized. Lineage: Eukaryota; Fungi; Ascomycota; Sordariomycetes; Glomerellales; Glomerellaceae. The transcript has a single exon. The record is from RefSeq and is a predicted model, not a curated record. The coding region runs from base 90 to 434 and encodes 114 amino acids.
UCCUUCCUUCCUUUCUUCCUGCCCUCCCCUCUAAUUAGCCCUCCUCUCGGAACUGUGCCGGGGUGGUAUUGGGCCAAAGAACGGGAUACAUGUAUUCCGACCCAGGCAAGGCAAAAGGUUUGGGGCGCGCGGUGGAAGAUCUUCAUGGACGCCCGCGGACACCCGCGACAUGCUCGAUAUAUGGCUUAGCUUCGUCGUUUUUUUCCCUUCCUUUGCCUUACGUAGGGCAGAUCCUUUUCCUGCCGUUGUAUGUGUGGGUGCGUGUGCGCGCGCGGGCAUGUUCUCUAUAUUUGGCGGUAUUCCCGGUUGAUGGAGGACUGGCCGCUUUGAUGGCACGUUGUGAGUUGUUCAUAUGGAUACUGCCGCUGGUGACUGGGUACUUGAUGAUUAGGAUUUUGGGAAGAGAGGCAAAAGGGGUUUGCUUGUUACGGUAACAACGUAAUCAAACAGGAAGGUUGUCAAUUUGAGUUUCGGGGGUUGGGGAGGGUGGCGGAUGGGAGACCGCCUCCCCAACAUGAGCCGGUGAGACGUCUCCGGGUUUCGGUGGUGUGGCCGGGCCGGAAGGCAGCUGUUUGGUUCCGAGGUUACGGGUUCGGGGGACGGCUAUGUUGACGUCUGUU